AUGGAAAAGCUCCCACCUAGCAUAGAGGCGUUCCUGGGCCGCCUCCUUGCCAACAAGAAGGGUCGCGAUGCCAAACUCUUGACGCGCUGCUGCGCUGCACUCCAGGCUCUCGAGCCGACCAUUGAGAUCACAUCCCCGAUAGGCCCCUCGCACUCGCCUCUCUCUCUGGAGCACACCCCCCUCGCAGGAAACCGAUUUCCGCCGCUUUCCUGGUCGUUGCCCCCGAGCGUGGAGAGAACCUUAGUGGACAGCUACGUGUUGAUCGUGGAAGAUCCCGAUGCACCCCUUCCUUUCCCGGUGGUGCAUGGGCUUUACUACGGCAUCCCCGCUGGCACCUUCGAAGUGGGAGCAGAAGACUUCAUUGUGGCCGACGGCGGUACCGACAAUAGGCUUGAGGGACUGUUCCGGUACGGGAGGAACUGGCACAACAACGUGUGGAGUGGGCCACGUCCGGUGUUGGAGCACGGGGAGCAUCGAUAUUUCUUCCAGUUAAUCGCCUUGAAGGCUGCGGUGCGAGUGAAAGGGCACUCGGUCACGAAGAAGCAGCUGAUGGGGGAGCUGAGUGUGGAGAAUGUUCUCGGCUGGGGGGAAUGGGUGGGGACAUUUGAGCGAACUCGGUGA
Messenger RNA from Aspergillus aculeatus ATCC 16872, 621 nucleotides. RefSeq names its product YbhB/YbcL family Raf kinase inhibitor-like protein. Lineage: Eukaryota; Fungi; Ascomycota; Eurotiomycetes; Eurotiales; Aspergillaceae. The coding region runs from base 1 to 621 and encodes 206 amino acids. The transcript has a single exon. The record is from RefSeq and is a predicted model, not a curated record.